Messenger RNA from Pseudophryne corroboree (corroboree frog), 962 nucleotides. It is a transcript of the gene SMIM36, whose product is annotated as small integral membrane protein 36. The record is from RefSeq and is a predicted model, not a curated record. The coding region runs from base 100 to 363 and encodes 87 amino acids. NCBI's taxonomy places the organism in Eukaryota, Metazoa, Chordata, Amphibia, Anura, Myobatrachidae. The transcript has 2 exons.
GCAUCCAUUAGCAUCCAUGCACUGCACUCUGCACCCCUGUGCACGAAACCACAGAACAGAUCCGUAUGCCUAGAACACUGCAGGAGAAUAUGGGAUGUAAUGGAAUUUUACUUGGAAAUUGACCCUGUGACUCUGAACUUAAUUAUACUUGUUGCCAGUUAUGUCAUUCUGCUGCUGGUAUUCCUGGUGUCCUGUGUGCUAUAUGACUGCAGGGGGAAAGACCCCAGUAAGGAGUAUGCUCCAGAGACCUUGCCAGAAAACAGGUCGCCCAUCCGUUUGGUGGUAAUGCAGCAAAGUGCUACUUGGGCCAAAGCCUACCAGAACACAACUGGAUUAUUGGAGAAAAAAGUUACAGUGGUCUAAAGAGAUUACCUACAGUAUGCACACUUGUGUAAAGCAAGCUGAACCUCUGCAAUGCCUGUCAUCAGAAUGAAUAAAAUAUUUUUUCAAAUGCCUUCUGGAUUGUGCAAGUGGUCUUUGGAAACUAUGAGAUGGACAAUGUUAAUUUUGAAGAACAGCGGUACUCCAUGGUGUCCUCCCAUGCUCACCACACUUGUUGAGUGUCAUCAAUGAAUGAGUUACCUGCAUUUCUUUAGCCAUUACCAUACGGUACUUUGGAACCCCUGGGGUGACUGUUAUCCUUACCUGUGGAGUAAUUUCUGCUGAACGAUCACAUAUGAGACUAUGAACAGUGGUGACAUUUUUCAUUUCUACAUAAUUUGCUCAACAGUGAAAGAGGAGCUGUGGAAAGCCAAGUAUAUUAUGAAAUAGGUUUGUAAAUAUUACUGCUGCAUGAGCAUCAAUGACUCCCUGAGGUCCUCAGAGAUCGUUUUUGAAUGGAGAAUACUGUAUAUCAUAUGCAUAAACUUGCACAAUGAACAUAAAUUAAGAAAAUCAGACUCAAAUUAGUAAUAAAGCUGAUUAUCUUAAAGAUUCACUUUUUCCAACCACGCCAACAGUGA